Effrenium voratum is the source of this 1989-nucleotide messenger RNA. The record is from the annotation of a GenBank genome assembly. Lineage: Eukaryota; Dinophyceae; Suessiales; Symbiodiniaceae.
AUGUUCAUCAAUUUGCAGAUGGCUGAAGACUGUGAACUAGCCUCAGACUUGCCAGGUUGCUGUUCCUAUCCUGGCAUGCCUGGCUACAACAGAUUCGAGGGGAGGAACCUCAAAUGCAACAAGGACGUCCGGUGCCUUGUCACCGAGCAUGUCCUGCCCUGCAAUCUUGGAGACGUGGACAGGGAGUCAGUGAACAUUACGGCCUUGAAGGAUGGGGUCAUAUUCAAUUCCAGCACGUGUGCCAAUUUGAGAGAACGGUGGACUGAGUUCAGCUUUCAAGACCAGAACGGUUUUUCGUAUGCAAUGCAGGAAGCGGAGCACGAGGAGCAAAAUGAGUCAGCCGCAUAUCGGCUCUUCAAGAGCAUUGGACAGGCUGCUAGCGUUGAGUUUUACUUCACAAUUGUGGGGGUGCUGGUGAAGGUGAUUUUCCUUUCGCAACACCCCAACUCUGAUCGGAUCCUCCAGCUUGAUGUUCACCACCACCAGGUUGAUCCGACCACCGGGGAGAACGAAGUGACCUCCUUCCAUUGCGAAAGCCACAUGCAGACUCGCACUGGGCCGAAAGGCGCCUUUGGGCCUCAGGGGCUGCCGCUUUGCGACUCCCGCGAAACGGAUAGGUCGCACUGGUGCCCCACUUGCCGGGUGGCGUUUGACGCGGUGCGGGCGCACCCGUCCUGGCAGCAGCGGACGCUGCGCUGCUUCGGCGGGGAGCUUCUGGAGCUCCGCGCGCGGCCGGAGGAGUGGCGGCGGCUCUUCCUGGCGCUUUCCGCCGGCGCCUGGGCGGAGGCGCUGCAACGAGGCCUCAGCCCAGAGAGGAAGCACUUGGACUACGACUUCCCACGUAGCCCGGACUGCGAGCUGAAAUGGUCUUUGGUUGUGCCGCAGGGCCUGGAAGCGGCAGCUGUGCUGCGCUACGACGGGAGCUCAUGUCGCUUGUGCGCAGUUGACUCAAGCAGCGUGACGCUGUGGCAGGGUGAGGGUGAAGCCAAUCCACCAGCAGUAAAGGCAGCUGUCGGACCCAGCAGCAUUUUCUUGCUGGCACGCGCCUCUCAUAUCGACAUCUUCGACUUUGCAGGCAUAUGGGUGGGAGAGUUAGCCCAGGAUGAGUCUUACAACCUUCUGGACAUCUCCACGGACCUGUUCCUGGCAGACGGCAAGCUGCUUCUUGAGACGGCGUGGGGCUUGUUGGCCUGGGACACGGCUGACACGGCUGGCUUGCAGUUAUGCAGCAUCGCCCCAGAGCUGCGCGGCUUUGGCGACGGCGAAGUCGCUCCACUUCAAGGCCGGCCCUGCGGACGUGAUGUCGUUGCCCUUUGGCCUGAAGAAGGAGGCCGUGCUGUUCAGUUCUGGCUGCUGGAACGCGCCCCCUGCUUGCUGCAGGAGUGGCUGCUGGACGGGGUUGACUUGGUCACAUUCCAGGCAUCUCCAGGGGAGGGCCUGCUGGUGGCGUUGGACUCCAGCAACGUGCUGCGUUUGGCAUUGAUGCCGAGGGACCUGCGGCAAUGGCACCUGGUGGAGAUCAAGCGGUGGCCACUUCUGCCCCCACUGGGCCAGGUCUUGCCUUGCUCUGUGGCGGUGAGAUGCGGCGUGCUCGGCUUUGUGGAAGCGGCCAGCCUGGAAGCUCGUAACCGCACGCUGCACGUGUGGAAACUCGCGGAGUUCGGGCAGCCAUUACCUACGCCACGGCACUUGGCCUUUCCCUUCUGCACUUCAGGGCAGGCAGCGGUAUCUGUGCCCAGGCCUCUCUUUGGGCGCUGGAUGCUGGUGAAGAACUGCUGUCACAUGGAGCAAGGCCGACGCCAGCUGGGUGUCAUGCUCUUUGACCAUGAAGCGCAUGAAGGCCUCAUCUACCACGAGGCCAUGGAAGCCGAUGACUCCACCCUGUUCCGGCGCUGCCACCCUCUGGCGGACCUGAUCCUGGGCUUUUGGACUCCCGCUGCUUCUGGCCAGCGCCUUUUGCUCAUCAACUUGGGGGUCACGCAACGCGAG